Ilex paraguariensis (yerba mate) is the source of this 474-nucleotide messenger RNA. NCBI's taxonomy places the organism in Eukaryota, Viridiplantae, Streptophyta, Magnoliopsida, Aquifoliales, Aquifoliaceae. The record is from the annotation of a GenBank genome assembly.
AUGGCGAGGCGGGAGGGAAGCGGUUACAAAGGGAGAAUGCCAGAGUCCAGUCAUGCGUCCCACCUGAAAUUGCCUAGGAAUGAGAUGGAGUUUCACAAAGAAGACAAAGAUGGAGAUCAGAGGGAGCUUGACGAUGUUGGACAAAGCUAUCAAGGAGGGUCACAGGUGAAAUCAGGCGCUGGCGAUACCUCGACGAGAUCUAGCGAAAUCCAAACCAUGGUGAAGCUAGGGGUGGCACCAAUCAUCAAGGGCAGUGUCGGAGGAGAUGCAAGCGACGACGCCCGGCGAAGCGAGCUGCUGGGCGACACAGGUAAAGAUGGAAAAGGCAACACCUUAGGCGCAGGUGGUGCCAGGCAUGACGUGCUAGUGGGUAGCACUAAUAGAGGCAAAGAGGGCGAUGCCUUGGGCAUAGGAGGUGCCAAGCAUGACAAGCUAGUGGCAGCGCCAACAGAGACGAAGAGGACGACGCCCUAA